Chaetomium strumarium is the source of this 1184-nucleotide messenger RNA. Its product is annotated as RTA1 like protein. Gene Ontology annotation, cellular component: fungal-type vacuole; plasma membrane. The coding region runs from base 144 to 1145 and encodes 333 amino acids. The transcript has 2 exons. The record is from RefSeq and is a predicted model, not a curated record. Lineage: Eukaryota; Fungi; Ascomycota; Sordariomycetes; Sordariales; Chaetomiaceae.
GUCGUCUUUAUCUGAUCGGACCGAACCGGUCCCCUCUGGUCCACACGUCCGAAGUCCCGGGCUGCCAGCUUGAUCGAGGUUACAAAAUCGCCCCGCCCCGCCGGCCGUCAGCAGUUUUGCUUUAGUACCUUACCACAGGCGCCAUGUCGACGAAUUCGCUGCCCAAGGGGUACCGGCCCUCAUACGCCGUCUGCCACGAGGUGUCGCCGAUCUGCCCCGUCAAGGCCACGACGCUCGGCUACUACCCCAACGAAGGCCUCAACAUCUUCUUCACCAUCGGCUUCGGCUUGGCGGCGCUCAUCGCUCUCUCGCUAGGCGUAUGGAAACGGACAUGGGGCUUCACCAUCGCCAUCGUGGCGGGAACCAUUCUUGAGUGUGUCGGCUAUGUCGGCCGCACACUGCUCGCCACGAACCCGUGGAAUGACGGGGCCUUCAGGAUGCAGAUCGUGGCCAUUAUCCUCGGCCCGACGCUGGUGUGCAUCGGCCUGUACCUGACGCUCAAGCACGCCGUCAACGCGCUCAACCGGUCGCUCAGCCGCGUCAAGCCGCGCGUCUACCCGCUCUUCUUCGUGCCCGCCGACGUCUCCUGCCUCGUCAUCCAGGCCAUCGGCGGGGGCAUCGCGGCCUCGGCCGGCGGCGACAACUACGCGCUGCUGCAGCACGGCAACCGGACCAUCAUGGCCGGCAUCGUGCUGCAGGUCGUCGUGCUGGGCUUCUUUGGCGCCAUGGCCGCCGACUACCUGGUGCGCGUGGGGCGGUAUUUCCGCGGCAGUGGUGGCGGCAACAACAACGUGGCGCCCGAGCACCAGGCCGGCGCGGCGCUGUGGGCGGACAAGAAGUUCCGCGCGUUCCUCUGGGCCAUGGCGCUGGCCUACGUCGCGCUGCUGAUCCGCUGCAUCUACCGUAUCGCCGAGAUGGCCGGCGGCUGGGGCAACCACAUCAUGCAGGACGAGCCGUCGUUUGUCGUGCUCGAGUCGUUCAUGGUGCUCAUCGCCUGCCUGCUGCUGGCCGUGUUCGCGCCGGGCAUCUUCUUCCCGCAGAUGUCGCACUCGUUCCGGCGGGCGGCUGGGGAGCAGGAGGAGGAGGAGAAGCGCCCGCAGACGGAGAGCGACGAGGCCGGGUUGGAGAUGGGGGAGCGUGUUUGAACCGGGUACAAUAGAGGAUUCGGGCAUUUAGACGUUAGA